CCUGGGGCAGAGGAGAGGGGAGGACUUAAGAGGGGUGCCAAGGUGAAAGAUUGGAAUAUUCCUGAAAGACCAGCCAGAUUUCUGAAACCAGAAACACUCCUGGGAAGAACUGGGGGCUCCAGGCGCGCGACGAUCUCCUCGCACUAACGGAGCGCUCGCAAGGUUGGUCCCAUGGGUAGGAUUCCGAGCUGCAAUUCCCUCCGGCCCCCUGGGAUUUGCUACCUUCUUAGAUACUUGUUCGCUGGACUGCUCUUACCAUGGGCUGUCGCCUUCAAUCUGGAUGUGAUGGGCGCUCUGCGCAAGGAAGGAGAAGCUGGCAGCCUCUUCGGCUUCUCGGUAGCCCUGCACCGACAAUUACAGCCUCGACCCCAGAGCUGGCUGCUGGUGGGUGCUCCCCAGGCCCUGGCUCUUCCUGGGCAGCAAGCAAAUCGCACUGGAGGCCUCUUUGCUUGUCCCCUGAGCCUAGAGGAGACGGACUGCUACCGAGUCGACAUCGACCGGGGAGCUAAUGUGCAAAAGGAAAGCAAGGAAAACCAGUGGUUGGGAGUCAGUGUUCGGAGCCAGGGACCCGGGGGCAAGAUUGUCACCUGUGCACACAGAUAUGAGUCUCGACAGAGAGUGGACCAGAUCCUGGAGACUCGGGAUGUGAUUGGCCGCUGUUUUGUGCUAAGCGAGGACCUGGCCAUCCGUGAUGAGUUGGAUGGUGGGGAGUGGAAGUUCUGUGAGGGGCGCCCCCAGGGCCAUGAACAGUUUGGGUUCUGCCAGCAGGGCACAGCUGCCACCUUCUCCCCCGACAGCCACUAUCUCGUCUUUGGGGCUCCAGGAACCUAUAACUGGAAGGGCACAGCCAGAGUGGAGCUCUGUGCACAGGGCUCGUCGGACCUGGCACACCUGGACGAUGGGCCCUACGAGGCAGGGGGCGAGAAGGAGCAAAACCCCCGCCUCAUUCCGGUCCCUGCCAACAGCUACUUUGGUUUCUCCAUUGACUCUGCAAAGGGUCUCUUGCGUGCCGAAGAGCUGAGUUUUGUGGCAGGGGCUCCCCGUGCCAACCACAAAGGGGCUGUGGUCAUUCUGCGCAAGGAUAGUGCCAGCCGCCUGAUACCCGAGGUUGUGCUGUCUGGGGAGCGCUUGACCUCUGGCUUUGGCUACUCACUGGCCGUGGCUGAUCUCAACAAUGAUGGCUGGCCAGACCUGAUUGUGGGUGCCCCUUACUUCUUUGAGCGCCAAGAAGAGCUGGGAGGUGCUGUGUAUGUGUACAUGAACCAGGGUGGCCACUGGACAGACGUUCCUCCUCUCCGGAUCUGUGGCUCCCCUGACUCCAUGUUUGGGAUCAGCUUGGCUGUCUUGGGAGAUCUCAACCAAGAUGGUUUCCCAGAUGUUGCCGUGGGAGCUCCCUUUGAUGGAGAUGGGAAAGUCUUUAUCUACCACGGGAGCAGCCUGGGGAUGGUUGUCAAACCUUCACAGGUGCUGGAGGGCGAGGCCGUGAGCAUCAAGAGCUUUGGUUACUCCCUGUCUGGUGGCCUGGAUGUGGACGGGAACUACUACCCAGACUUGCUCGUGGGCUCUCUGGCUGAUGCUGCUGUGCUGUUCAGGGCCAGACCUGUUCUUCAUGUCUCCCAAGAGAUCUUCGUUGCUCCCAGAGCCAUCGACCUAGAACAGCCCAACUGUGCUGGAGGACGCCUGGUCUGUGUGGACAUCAGGAUCUGUUUCAGCUACACGGCGGUGCCCAGCAGCUAUAGCCCUGUUGUGGCCCUGGAUUACUCGUUAGACGGGGACACGGACCGGAGGCUCCGGGGUCAGGUUCCACGAGUGACUUUUCUGAGCCGAGGCCUGGAUGACCUCAAGCACCAGUCCUCAGGCACUGUAUGGCUGAAGCACCAACAGGACCGAGUCUGUGGAGAUGCCAUGUUCCAGCUGCAGGAAAAUGUCAAAGACAAGCUUCGGGCCAUUGUGGUGACCCUGCAAUAUAGUCUCCAAACCCCUCGGUUACCGUUACGUUGGCGGCGACAAGCUCCUGGCCAGGGGCUCCCCGCUGUGGCUCCCAUCCUUAGCGCUCACCAGCCGAGCACCCAGAGGACAGAGAUCCACUUCCUGAAGCAAGGCUGUGGCGAAGAUAAGAUCUGCCAGAGUAACCUGCAGCUGGUGCAGGCCCGAUUCUGUUCCCGGAUCAGUGACACAGAGUUCCAGCCUCUGCCCAUGGAUGUGGAUGGAGCAACGGCCCUGUUUGCACUGAGUGGGCAGCCAUUUAUAGGCCUGGAGCUGACAGUCACCAACCUGCCCUCGGACCCCGCCCAUCCUCAGGCAGAUGGGGAUGACGCCCAUGAAGCCCAGCUCCUGGUCACCCUACCACCCUCGCUGCACUACUCGGGUGUCCGGGCCCAGGACUCCGCGGAGAAGCCGCUCUGCCUGUCCAAUGACAAUGCCUCUCACGUUGAGUGCGAGCUGGGGAACCCUAUGAAGAGAGGGGCCCAGGUCACUUUCUACCUCCUCCUCAGCACCUCUGGAAUCACUAUUGAGACCACAGAGUUGGAGGUGAAGUUGCUGUUGGCCACGAUCAGUGACCAGGAGCUGCAUCCGGUUUCUGUUCGAGCUCAAGUCUUUAUUGAGUUGCCGCUGUCCAUUUCAGGGGUGGCCACUCCCCAACAGCUCUUCUUCUCUGGCGUGGUGAAGGGCGAGAGCGCCAUGCGAUCUGAGAGGGAUGUGGGCAGCAAAGUCAAGUACGAGAUCACGGUCUCCAAUCAAGGCCAGUCGCUCAACACCCUGGGCUCUGCCUUCCUCAACAUCAUGUGGCCCCACGAGAUUGCCAAUGGGAAGUGGUUGCUGUACCCCAUGCGGGUGGAGCUGGAGGGUGGACAGGGGCCUGGGAAGAAAGGGAUCUGCUCUCCAAGACCCAACAUCCUCCGCCUGGAUGUGGAGAGCAGGGAUAGGAGACGCCGAGAGCUGGAGCAGCCGGAACCGCAGCAGCCUCCCAAGAAGCUGGAGCCCAGCACAUCCUGGUGGCCAGUGUCCUCUGCUGAGAGGAAGAGAAACAUCACCCUGGACUGCGCCCAGGGUACCGCCAAGUGUGUGGUGUUUAGCUGCCCACUCUACAGCUUUGAUCGUGUGGCCGUGCUGCAUGUGUGGGGCCGCCUCUGGAACAGCACCUUUCUGGAGGAGUACAUUGCAGUGAAGUCCCUGGAAGUGAUCGUCCGAGCCAACAUCACAGUGAAGUCCACCAUCAAGAACUUGUUGCUCAGAGAUGCUUCUACAAUGAUCCCAGUGAUGGUGUACUUGGACCCCACGGCUGUGGUCGCAGAAGGGGUCCCCUGGUGGAUCAUCCUCCUGGCAGUGCUGGCUGGGCUGCUGGUGCUGGCCCUGCUGGUGCUGCUGUUGUGGAAGCUGGGGUUCUUCAAGCGUGCAAAGCACCCCGAGGCCGCUGUGCCCCAGUACCACGCAGUGAAGAUCCUUCGGGAAGACCGACAGCAGUUCAAGGAGGAGAAGACCGGAACCAUCCAGAGGAGUAACUGGGGCAACUCCCAGUGGGAGGGCUCUGAUGCACACCCCAUUCUGGAUGCUGACUGGCAUCCUGACCUGGGUCCUGAUGGAACGCCUGUGCCAGUCACUGCCUAACUUCCCUUGUCCCAGGCCUGUGCGUCUCUUCCACCCUUUCCCAAGAUGGCUCCUUGGGAUGGAGAUAGUGCAUUAGGUUGUUGGUAUCACACUGAGAUGUGGCAGGCUCUACUUCCUCAGGGGCAAAGACCUCUCCCACUGUGAGACACCCCCAACUUCCCCUUAGAAUGCUGUGAGCCGAGGGGGCAUUUCAGGGAUGGGCUG
Molecule: messenger RNA, 3813 nt
Organism: Phodopus roborovskii (desert hamster)
Lineage: Eukaryota; Metazoa; Chordata; Mammalia; Rodentia; Cricetidae
Gene: Itga7
Product: integrin subunit alpha 7
Exons: 25
Coding region: 172-3609 (1145 amino acids)
Biological process (GO): cell-matrix adhesion; integrin-mediated signaling pathway; leukocyte migration
Cellular component (GO): integrin complex; external side of plasma membrane
Molecular function (GO): integrin binding
Source: RefSeq, a predicted model, not a curated record